AUGAGCAAAGGUGGACUGAUUAUCCGAAAGAAUGAGCGCUAUGAGAUAUCGCUCCCGGCGAGGGCGCGAGUUGCGUUCUCGCAUGCUGAACUCGUGAAGUUCAGCAAGGGCGCCAGCUCAAAAGACGGCUGGGUUGAUGUGCAUCUGAUCGAUUUCUCGACGGCGGGGAUCGGGAUCGUGUCCACAACUUUUUUCCCACGAGGCACACUGAUUGAGAUUGAGGUCCCUGAAGCCGGUGAAGAAAGCACGGAUGUCAUGAUCCGUUGUGAGAUGCGUGUCAUGCGUGUGCAGAUGACCGAUCGCCGACCAGCGUACCUGAUUGGUGGAGCGUUCACGGAAAUGACCGAACGGCUCGAAGAGCAGAUCACCAAGUCGCUCAUCGAGGAAGGCAAACUCAGCGAGCGUGAUGUCGAAGAAAUUCGUGAGUAUGCGGCUGAAUACGACGCGCCGAUGGAUGAGGUCGCACUCAAGCUCGGCAAGAUCUCCGCGCGCGAUAUGGCAAUGGCCAAAGCGACUGUCUGCGAGUACCCAUUUGUUGAUAUCGAGUUGUUCGACAUUGAUAUUGCGAACUCACGGCUGAUGCCCAAGAGCAUGGCGGAGCGGAACAACGCGUUCCCGCUCUUUGUUACUGGUGAGAUCGCGACUGUGGCGAUGCACGAGCCGCUGGAUCUGCAGGCGCUCGAUGAAAUUCGUCAGACGCUGCGUAUGCAGAUCGAUCCAGUCGUUGUCGAUACCAACAAGCUCAGCUCGUUGAUCACCCGAGCCUACUCAUUGGACACGAGUAUUGAUACAGAUCACGAGGUCGAUCAAGAAAUCGCGAUUUCGAUCGAGCAGGAACCAAUCGUAGCCGCGGUGAAUCAGAUCCUGUUCUCGGCAGCAGAGAUGAACGCGUCCGACAUCCAUAUCAAUCCUGACGACAAGGUGCUGCAUCUUCGGUAUCGCGUCGAUGGUGUCCUCAAUACCUCGCGUGGUCCAGCGAUCACGCUUCAUGAAGGAAUCAUCCAGCGUCUCAAAGUUAUGGCGCAUCUGGAUGUAGCGCAGACUCGCCGUCCGCAGGACGGGAAGUUCCGCUUUGUGUUUGAUGGUCAGCCGAUCGAUGUUCGUCUGAGUCUGAUCCCAACCAUCCACGGCGAGAACGCGGUGCUCCGUUUGCUCAGCAGCGCUGCGAAGAUUGGCCAGAUUUCUGAUCUCGGGAUGCCCGCGAAGAUCGCGGAUUCGUUCCAGAAGAUUAUCUCCAAGCCCCACGGCAUGGUGCUUGUGACCGGUCCGACCGGUUCGGGUAAAACGACGACUCUGUACACAGCACUGAAUCAGAUCAACACGGCGGAUCGGAACAUCAUGACUAUCGAGGAUCCGGUGGAAAUCCGUCUCCCGAUGAUUCGUCAGGUACAAGCGAACAGCGCGAUCGGUCUCGAUUUUGCAUCCGCUCUGCGUUCGAUGCUGCGUCAGGACCCCGAUGUUAUUCUUGUUGGUGAAAUCCGUGACAGCGAGACCGCGAAGAUCGCAACGCAAGCCGCGUUGACUGGUCACCUAGUAUUCUCGACGCUUCACACCAAUGACGCGGUGGGGGCGAUCCCAAGGCUCAAAGAGUUUGGUGUCCCGGCGUUCGCGAUUAACAACGCGUUGCUCGGAGUGAUCGCGCAACGCUUGGUGAGGAAGAUUUGUUCUGACUGCGCCGAGUCCGAUUCUCCGAGCGAGCUUGAGCUUCGUUCCUUGGGAUUGAAUCCUGACGAAGGCAUCCAGUACAUGAAGGGACGCGGAUGUGCACGCUGCUUGAGCACAGGGUACAAAGGGCGCGUCGGUGUCUACGAACUCUUUACGGCUACUCCUGAGAUCCGAGAGCUCAUCGAGACUGGAUCAUCGUUUGCUGAACUCGCUGCCGCGGCUCGUCGCGCUGGGAUGCGGACGAUGCUUGAGUGCGGUAUCGAGAGCGCGAAACUCGGGAUCACCACAGUCGAAGAGCUCGGUAAGCUCCACGCGACGGUGGAUGAGGAUAUGGAUGCCGAUGAUAAACCACUGAAGAUGAGCGGGUCAGGACGCAAAGGAUCGUUCGGGAGUGAUCGAAUCUCACAACUUGAGAUCGCGCUGCUCACUCGUGAAAUGAAUGCUUUGCUUGAGGCGAAUAUCCCGCUCUCGCGCGGCCUACUUUCUAUUGGUGAGCAUGAGAAGAACACGAAACUCCGAGACAUGGUCAUUGAUAUUGCUUCCAUGAUCGAAGCGGGGGAGAAGAUCACCGUUGCAUUCUCGAAGUAUCAGAAUGUAUUCGGUGAGGUCUAUAUCGAGACUCUCCGCUCUGCUGAAAAAUCAGGAAGGCUUGCUGCGGUGACUUCGCAUCUUGCAGACAUGCUUGAACGCAAUGUCGAACUGCGCCAGAUGGUCCGGAGAGCGAUGUCGUAUCCGUUGAUUGUGAUCGGAUUUGUCGCGCUGGCGCUUGGGGUGAUUGUCAUCUUUGUUGUGCCACGCUUCGCGGUGAUCUUUGAGAACAACGGCGUUGAUCUUCCUAUGACGACCGCAGUUGUCCGCGCAAUUGGUGCCUCGAUCAUGACCUAUUGGUGGGCGUACCUUUCAGGUGCGAUCACUGCAGUCUAUCUACUCAUCAAGAGCUGGAAAAAUCCGACUGGUCGAUAUCGAAUCGAGUUGCUGAUGCACAAGACGCCGUACAUAGGCAAGGUGCUGACGGCGGUGACGACCGCUCGAUUCUCUAGCGUGCUGAGCAUCGGUUUGGAAUCCGGCAUAGAGGUCAUCGAAGCGAUCGAGAUCUCAGGGAUGUCCACAGGCCGUCCUGUUUUCCAACGCGAAUGCAACGAGAUGUGCUUGGAUAUGCGGAACGGUGAAGCGCUCGAGGAUGUGAUCAACAGCUCAAAAACGCUCCCGAACUUUGCACGCCGAUUGCUGGGAUCUGGGAAAGAUUCGGAUGAACUCGCCAAAGCAGGUCGGAUCAUCGCUCGUCACUAUGACCGCAUGUCCGACCAUCUGACCAAGAACAUCAAUACGGUGAUCGAACCGAUGAUCACGAUCGCAAUGGCUGGGAGAGAUGAGAUGAGAAGAAGCGCCUUUACCCUUGUCGAGUUGCUCAUUGUUGUGGUGAUGCUGGGAAUUCUUGCUGCUGUUGCGGUCCCCAAGUUCAGUUCAGCGUCUGAUGAUGCGCGAUCAUCCUCGGCACAGAGCACACUCGCUGGUGUUCGCUCUGCGAUUGCUACAUACAGAAUGAAUGCCGUGAUCAGCGGGAAUGAUCCAUUUCCUACGCUGGCACAACUGACUGAUGGGACUGUGGUCAAGUUUGAUAUCCCAGCGAACCCAUUCAGCGGCGUUUCGGGCGUGCAAGCGGUGAGUCAGGGUCAAGCAAAUAGCCGAUCUGUGAUCUCUCCGACCAGUGCUGGAUGGAACUACUUUGUCGACAACUCCGCGAAUCCACCAGUCGCGAUUUUCUACUCAAACUCCGAAAACGAUUCAACGGUUGAUGAUGGUUCGGGAGGAGUCCUGGGAGCGAACGCGCGUCAAGCCGCAGCUCGCGAUGAGGUGAUCCGAUUGCUUGAGUACGCACGCGGACGAGCGAUCGCGACUGGAUUCCCGGCUGGAGUACGCGUUGAUACCAUGGAUAGCACUAUCCGGAUUUUGGCUAUAAAUGAAGUGGGGGCGGUUGUUGAUCUCAGUGAUCCCAUCAGCGGCGAUUCUAUGAUGUCCAACCUUCCGAACGAGUUUGCGGAAGUGCUCGUCAGAUCGUUUGUUAAUGGUGAUGGUGGAAACGGCACAGGAACGGUCUGGUUUGAUUACCAAGCGGAGCCUCACACCAGGGAUGAUGUGAGUGGCGUGUUUGAUGCCGUAUUCAUUCAGAAUGCGACCAUCACACUGAGAAUGAGCCGCAGUGCGUUUACUCUGAUCGAAGUGGUGACCAUGGUGAUCGUCCUUGCGAUCGCGGUGCCGCCAACCCUUGAGAUAUUGAUGAGCAAUACCGCAUCACGCGCCAAUGUGAUCAAUACGGGACGCGCGACGAUGCUCGCGAGUAAUGUGCUCGAAGGGAUUAUGGCGGAUGUUUCAUCGAGUGACGAAUCACUCGGAUUCGAAGCGCUCGCGGACGCCAGCGUGUAUCUCGAUACUCCAACGACUGGUUUUUAUAGUCGGAUGAGCACUGCGACGCAGUCUUUCACCAGCCGAGGUAUGACUUACAGCGUACAAAUCGGUGAGCUCGUUGCUGCGGACGGCAUGGUGUCUGGUGAUGCUGGGGACAAUGUGUUCCGAACAGUGACCGUCACGGUUUCUUAUCCCUCCGCAGAUGGGGCGGCGUACACACUCCCAGUGUCGCUGAUGAUGGUUGUUGCGAUGACCAUGAUGUCCGUGAUCGCCGCAGUGAUUAUGCCUGUGAUAGUGUCCUCGACUGAUGCGUAUGCUGUGGCGCGUGAUGCGCGUGCGGAUACGGAUCGUGUACUCUACGCGCUGGAACGCUCGGCUCGUUUGGUGCGUGAAGCACCAUUUGCCGCUGACGAUUCGGGGCUCGCAGUCCAAGUUGGAAGCGCCACUCGAUUCAUACUGACGGAUGGCUCAGGUUUGCGUCUGAGCGGUGAUCAACUCGAGCUGCUCAAGCCGGGGGGGCAGUCAUCGGUGCUGUGCUCCGAGAUCGAUCGCGUGCAAUUCACUUACUAUGACUCAGCUGGGAAUCCGAUGACCAUCGUCAAUCCAUCGCAGAUCCAUCGUGUAUGCCUGCGAAUCCAGAGUGGUGCAAUCGACAUGGAGAUGUACGCAAGAGGCUCGGUUUUGGCGGUGCUCGUCGUGGUGCUCGCAUUGCUCGGAUUGGUCGUCGCGGGUUCGAUCCGUCCGCUUCGAGACGAAGCUACGCUGACAACGAUGCGUGUCGAGACGAUCCGCGCGUUUUAUGCCGCUGAAUCCGGGACAAUGAUCGCGAUCCAGGGAUAUGUAGGGGAAACAGAGAUGCCGAUCGAGGGAUCAUCGAUUGUGGUCAACGAUCAAACAAUCGUCUUCACACAGAUCCCCGAAUCCGACGGCGUUGCGGUGAUCCAUGGUGUGAGCGGCGAUGCGACGCGCCGCAUUGAACUCGAACUUCAGCUCACCAUCGCGCACGCGCGAGGCGGGAAGAUUGUCCAAGCAGAGAGUCUGAGUCUCGAUCAAAGCAAAUGGACUGAUGCAUGGUCUGGUGGUCUCCAUCUUUACGACCUCCCUCUGCGCCAACUACUCGCUCGAUUCAAGGGCGCCAAAAAAGUAUGGCACGCUGAUCUUUUCUAUAAGAGCCCGGGUUCAUUGUGCCGUGUCGAGAUCACUGAUCAUGAUGAAUCAACCGCGAUCGCGAAACUCGAGGGAAGCUUGAAGCAGUCGAUCGGGACUGUCAAUCCAGUCGAUGCGGCCUCUUUGUAUGCUGUGGAAUCUACGAAUGUCUCGAUGGGGGUCGCGGAUACAGAAGCGAAUCUCCAGAAAGUGUUCGCAUGGAUGAAUCGGAACAAGAUCUCAUUGGAUCUGAUUCUCCCAAGCGAUACGGUCCUUGUCGAUCAAGCAUUGAUGUUCGCGCAGCAGACGGAUGAAGAGACCGCGGUUUUGUUCUUGGGUGAGCGGUCAAGCGUGAUCGCGUACAGCGAGCAUGGAGAACCCAAGCUGUUGAGACUCGUCGAGAUUGGGUAUGACAAGCUCAACGCGGUCUAUCAGAGGGUGUUCGCAAAGUCGGAAGGUUCUGAUGAAUCGGGAUCACAUGAUGUAAAUCACGGGUCAUCCGAGUCCACGAAUGAGCAAGAAGUCCUCAAUGGAAUGGGCAUGCUGUUCAAGCACGGCGUACCUGUAGGCAAGCAUAAACGACCAAGCAUUCCUGAACUCCGUGACAUCAUGCCUGGCAUGGCUCCGGUUCUCCAGCGAAUCAAUAUUGAGAUCAAACAGACUUUUCGAUUCGCGAACUCAUUUGAGAACGCUCCAUCCAGACUUUUGAUUUGUGGUCCAGGCGCAUCGAUCCCGAUGAUCGGAUCGGCGAUGGCUGAUGGACUCGAUCUUCAUGUCGAAACCGAUGAGGCGGCUGAGUCAUACAGCUGCGAUGAACUGCUCGGACUCGGAACUCAUGAGCACACCGCGGUGACAAGCUUUGUUACCUCGCUACAGAUUCUUCCUCGAGCUGCAAAGGAACUCCGUGUUCAAUCGAAUCUCUGGGAAUGCUUGAAGAUCGGUGGGGGGAUUGCCGCAGCGUUGGUGAUUGGGCAGUAUCUCUACGCAGAUCAGCAAUUGGCAGAAUCAAAGCAAACAGUGAUUGCCCAGUCCGAUCAGAUCAGUAUGAUCGAGCAAGAUCAGAAUCGCAGGCAGUCCAUCCGCGCCAUGGCGAGCACGAUUGAAACCGCGGCGAACAUGAUCGACGAGGAGAUGGGAUCAUCAGUGGACUGGUUCGAGUUCCUUGGAAUGAUGCCGGAGAUGGAUGAGGAAAUUCUGCAACUCACCGAACUCCAAGCACGGAUGAACGCUAAGCAUCCGAUGGUGAAUCUGUCCGGCAUGGCGAUGGGAGAUGGCGAGGGGAGCGACGCGAGCCAGGUGCUCUCUCAGUACAUCAAGUCAUUGCGUGCAUUGGAUAUUGUCAAUAGGAUCGAGAUCGGGAGUACUUCAAAGUCGCUCUUGGAUGGUGGGCAAUGGGGUCUGAGCUUUGUGCUCGCGAUUGAACUCAAAUCGAAUACGGGAGAGUUCGAGACUCUCACCAAACUCAGCCAGGCUGAUAUGGGAGCGAUGCCGUGA
This is a messenger RNA of Symbiodinium sp. CCMP2592, 6711 nucleotides long. NCBI's taxonomy places the organism in Eukaryota, Dinophyceae, Suessiales, Symbiodiniaceae. The record is from the annotation of a GenBank genome assembly.